Messenger RNA from Conger conger (European conger), 7342 nucleotides. RefSeq names its product acyl-CoA synthetase long chain family member 4a (gene acsl4a). NCBI's taxonomy places the organism in Eukaryota, Metazoa, Chordata, Actinopteri, Anguilliformes, Congridae. Bases 383 to 2518 code for a protein of 711 amino acids. Gene Ontology annotation, biological process: neuron differentiation; long-chain fatty acid metabolic process; long-chain fatty-acyl-CoA metabolic process. Gene Ontology annotation, cellular component: endoplasmic reticulum; plasma membrane; lipid droplet. The record is from RefSeq and is a predicted model, not a curated record. Gene Ontology annotation, molecular function: arachidonate-CoA ligase activity. The transcript is spliced from 15 exons.
AUCCCGAAUAGCGGGAGGUUACUUUCGGACAGCAACUGUUCGCAUGCGUGGAGUCUGGCACAGUGCUUCUGCUUUUGCUUUUGACCUGUGCAUAGCGACUGAGGACCCAUCCAUCUCCUGCUAGUGGACUCGGAUCUGCGCCUUUCUUAAUUCUUUAGGUGAACCAGGAUUCCUACUAUUAGAGAAUCUGUGGCUAGUUAUUUCCCCUCACCUCCAAUUUGACCAACCUUGGGGUGUGAGCUCACUGCAAUCUCCAAGACCUGAGAAACUCAGGACUAAGCCCCUCCUGCAGAGACAGGCUCCUCCUCUCUCUGGCUCAACCCCGUUGUUAACCUGGUAAGCCCCGCCCCAUAUGAUAAUUCAGUCCCAUAAGUGAACCAAAAUGAACCUCAAGGAGACCACGUAUUCACUCGCCUUCUUCCCUGUCCGCCUGCUGAUUUGGCUAUACACAGUGAUCACUUUUGUCCCAUGGUAUAUCCUUACCAAUACGCAUGAGAAGCUAGCCCUGGCAAAGAAGAUGAAAGCAAAGUCAACCACAGGCGCUGCCGAUGGCCCCUACCGUUCUGUAGACCACUUCGACUCCCUGGCCACCAUGGAUUUCCCUGGAAAGGACACCCUAGACAAGUUGUUUGACCACGCCGUGCAGCGCUUCGGGGAAGCGGACUGCCUCGGGGCCAGGGAGGUGCUGAGCACAGAGAACGAGACUCAGCCCAGCGGAAAGGUGUUCAAGAAGCUGAUCCUGGGUCAGUACAAGUGGAUGUCAUACCAGGAUGUGGAUUUGGCAGCGAGUCAGUUUGGCAGUGGGCUGGCAGCCCUUGGCCAGCAGCCAAGGAGCACCAUCGCCAUCUUCUGCGAGACACGAGCGGAGUGGAUGAUCAGCGCCCAGGCCUGUUUGAGAUGCAACUUCCCACUGGUAACUUUUUAUGCAACGCUGGGGGAGGAUGCCAUUGCCUACGGGCUGAACGAAUCUGGGGUUACCCACUUAAUAACCAGUGUGGAGCUCUUGGAAACCAAACUGAAGAAUGUGCUUCAUGAGAUCCCAAAACUGAAACACAUCAUCUAUGUGGACACAAAGGGCUUGAAUAAGGCAGAAUACCCAGAGGGCCUACAGAUCCACAGCAUGCAGGCUGUGCAAGAGCUGGGAGCCAAGCCCGAGAACUUGAGUGUGGAGAUACAGCGCCCCCAACCCUCAGACCUGGCGGUCAUCAUGUACACUAGUGGGUCUACUGGCCGGCCAAAGGGCGUCGUGAUCCUCCACAGCAACCUGAUCGCGGGAAUGACAGGCCAGUGUGAGAGGAUCCCAGGGCUGGGUCCAAAAGACACCUACAUUGGCUACCUCCCACUGGCUCAUGUGCUGGAGAUGACGGCGGAGAUCUCCUGUCUGACAUACGGCUGCAGGAUUGGGUACUCCUCGCCUCAGACGCUCUCCGACCAGUCGACGAAGAUUAAGAAGGGCAGUAAGGGUGACUGUUCCGUACUGAGGCCCACUCUAAUGGCAGCUGUCCCGGAAAUAAUGGACCGUAUCUACAAAAAUGUGAUGAGCAAGGUGCAGGAGAUGGGUUACCUGCAGAGGACACUCUUCAAGCUGGGCUAUAACUAUAAGCUGGAGCAGGUCAAACGAGGCUAUGAUGCACCUCUGUGUAACACCCUCCUCUUUAAGAAAGUGAGGGCCCUGCUGGGAGGGAACGUGCGGAUGAUGCUCUCCGGGGGAGCGCCCCUGUCCUCCGCCACCCAGCGCUUCAUGAACGUCUGCUUCUGCUGCCCGGUGGGACAGGGCUACGGCCUGACCGAGACCUGUGGAGCCGGGACCAUCACUACAGUGGCAGACCACAGCACCGGGCGAGUUGGAGCACCCCUCAUCUGUUGUGAGAUCAAACUAAGAGACUGGGCCGAGGGAGGCUACACCAAACACGACAAGCCCCACCCCCGAGGGGAGAUCCUGAUUGGAGGGCCCAACGUCACCAUGGGUUACUAUAGAAGUGAUGGCAGUAACAAUGAGGACUUCUUCACUGAUGAGGCGGGCCAGCGCUGGUUCUGCACGGGUGACGUGGGCGAGAUCCAUCCAGACGGCUGCCUGCAGAUAGUGGACCGUAAGAAGGAUCUGGUGAAGCUGCAGGCUGGAGAGUACGUCUCACUGGGCAAAGUGGAGUCGGCCCUGAAGAACUGCACCCUCGUCGAUAACAUUUGCGCAUACGCAAACAGCGACCAAAAUUACGUCAUCAGCCUUGUGGUGCCUAACCAGAAGAAGCUGACCGCCCUGGCCAAUCAGAAAGGUAUUGAUGGGACCUGGGACGAGAUCUGCAACAACCCCAUCAUGGAGAAGGAGGUGCUGAAGGAGAUCACGGCGGUCGCAAAAUCAAUCAAACUGCAGCGGUUUGAGAUCCCGGUCAAGGUCAGCUUGAGUCCAGAGCCCUGGACCCCUGAAACGGGCCUGGUCACGGAUGCCUUCAAACUGAAGAGGAAGGAGCUGAAGAACCACUAUCUCCACGAUAUCGAGAGGAUGUACGGAGCCAAGUAGUGGUGCUGUGCCAGCCCAGAAAUGUCUCUACCAUUUUUUACUGUAUGUAUAAACAUACAGUGACUUGACAAAGAAAGUGCACCCCCUUUCAAAGUUAUGGUUUUAGAUACUAUGAUUUAUGCUGUAUUAAGACAUAAGUAACCCUCAUCUAGUCCUCACUAAGUCCUAGCAGUAGAUAAAUGUUGCCUCAUGUGACAGUUUGCACAUAAUAGAUUGUAUUGAAAUCACAGAAUUGAAAGAGGGUGUACUUUCCUUUUCACAUCACUGUAGGUAAAGCAAAAUGUCUGUCCGCUUCUCUGUCUGUCAGUCUUAGUGGCUGAGAAUGAGGAGUGCAGUAUGAUAUAGGAAGCACAAUGCAUUGUGUGGAAGGAAGAUGAGAUGCCAGCUUUAUAUGAAAAUCCUUAGAAGAGGCCUCCAUGGUCUGUCAAAAACUGGCAACGUGUGCUUUCAGAGGGGAGUCCACUGCCAUCCAUUUUAAACUUUUUGAAUUUGUAUUUCGUAGGUUUUUGGAAUUUGUGUAUAUUAGCUUUGUGUGCUUUGUAAAAUGUUUGUGUGUGCCUAUGAAAAGGGAGGUAUGUAGUUGCUCUAAAGUUGGAUGAAGUUCAAGGUCUGUUGAAAUAGGGUUGCUGAACUUGAAAAGUAUGUUUUGUAGCAUGGAACUUUGCUGCCACUUAGUGGUGAAAAAUAUUUUGGGACGACGACACUGUGCCUUCGCUAAGAAACAAAAUGUCUAUUUUCCUUAGCAAGCAUGCUUUAAUAUUUAACCACUCAAUUAAUAGGACGGUGCAUUACAAAAAAAGAUGGAUAUUUGGUCAAAAAAGGUAAUCAACAGAACAGGUUUACUGAUGUGGUUGAACAUGAGAGUGGCUUUAGAAUAUCAAAUGCAUAAUUUGUCCAGGAAGAUAUGGGACCAUUAAGAUAUUUUUUUUCUGGUAUGGUAUUUCACACCUGUAAUGGGACUGUAGUUUAGCUUAAAUUCAGUUUGUUUAUGACAUAUGAGACACUGACACCAAAUUAAAUGUGUCCAUUUCUAGUUGACUCAGGUAACUGGUAUUAAUUUGUAGGUCAGUAGUUUAAGAUUAUUGGUAGUGAGCCUACAAAACGGUCAUAUGGAUAUGGUCAUAUGUAUUAAUAGACAUUGAGUCGGAACAUCUUGAUGUAUUAUAGCUACAUCAGAAAUUGUGGAGUAAAUUUACCUUGCAUUCGUGCUAUUGUAAGUCUGCUGUUAUGUUUUGUCUUAUUACUUAUACUUAUAAAUUAUUUUGUACAGUAACGCUGUAUUUACAAAUAUUGCUAUUAGACCUAUAUCUGUGCUUCACUCCAGUGAUCUAGUAUAUGCAGUGCGUUGUGUAACUUACUGUUCUUUUAAGCAUUCAGCAUUUCUUUCUCAAAAUUGGUCCCAAAUGAUUAUUUAUGUCAAGGUGUAUGAGAAGUAAUGUAGCCUAAUGUAUCUGUCAGGAUGUGCAAAGCAAAUCAUUCAGAGCCUGAUCCUGGCAUGAAACUCUUUUAACUUGGAAAUUGAAGUUAAGAUUUUAUUUUUUCCCCCUACGUGCAUCCUGGUUUUGGUUACUUAAGGGGAGGCACCACUGGUGAAAAGGACAAUUUUGGCUCUUAUGAUAUUUAGCUUCAGCAACGACUAUAGUUCUAUCAAAUUAAAAAAGUUAAUUUACAUUCCAUUUUCAUUUUUUAUCCCAGUCCAGUAUACCAAGCACCAUAAAAAGCUUAAUCCAUCUUAAUUUAUGGAUAUAACUUGAUGCUUCUUAACCAAAAUAACUCGUGAUUUACAGAUUUUUUGAUAUUUUGUCAUUUCCAUUUAAUGCAGAAAAAUGACAAAAACAAAUCUGAAUUAUCCAGCAUAUAGAUAGUGUUUUUUGAUUUGUUUUUGUUUUACAAUUCAUGACAUUGAAUUUGAAGAAUGAGCUCAACUGUCCACAGAGACAAACAAGACAACAAAUAAUUUGUGCUUAAUUAUUCAUGAGAUAAUUUGAAUAUAUUCCAAAAAAAAUGUCAUAAUACAAAACAUGUUUGGAUUUGUGUCCACAUUCAAAAUAUUAUGUCAUUUUGAUCGGAGGAAAUUAUUUUCCCCUCCUGUUGACCUGUUGUAGCUCCCCUUAAACGGGAAUAUGAUGGAAGAGUGCUUGAGGUGGAGCUUUGCCUUUCAUUUAAUUUGAUGAACAAACAUUAAGUUAACUCUAAUUAAUUUUGUAGCUUUUGUUAAUGUCAUAUAUAAAUAAUUGCCAACUGCCUACAUUGAAACCAAUCUUUUCAAAGCCUACACACAGCCUGCCUCUGAAUCCUUUGAUUAGCCACACUAACUUGAAAUUCAAUAGAAGGCUGCUUAUUUUAGUUUACUUUUUGUCUCCUAAAUGAGAAUAUUACUUUUAAUUUGUAUAUGUAAAUGCAUGACUAGGUCACUUAUUUCUCAUAAGCCACACUGGGGAUCUGGGCGAUACAACAAUGAAAUCCAUUUAAAUAAGCCUACUGUCCACUAUUUAACAAUUAAUCACUAAUGCCUAACCCUCAAUGAAUACAUAAAAAAGAUUUUUUUUUUUUUUGUUGCUUUUGUGCUCCAGCAGUGAAAAUGUGUAAUGUUCCACAUCGUUCAAGAAUUUUAAUGUAUAAAAUGCUUGUUUGGACAGAAGAGUGCAGUCCAAUGUUUACACUUUUGUGACGUUUUAAAGGUAGUUAAUCUAUUUUUCCUUAUGCCAUGGCAACCCUAGAAUGUUGAAAAGUUCAGAGUUGAGAUAGUUUUCUACUGAUAGAUGUUUUCCUGUUAACUUCUUAUCAAAGACCACUUGAAACCACUGUAUUGCGACUUGUAAUGUUUUGCAAUGUUUCCAGUUUAGAUUUGGGGUGUGUGGGGGUUUUGUCUUUCGAUGCCACACAACAUCUACAGGGCAAUAGUGUUUGGAUUAGGUUUAAGAUAUGAGAGCAGAGUAAUACUUUUUGCUUUGAAAUCUCAUGAAGAACCUGAAAGAUCAAAUUGUGUUGUCUUUUUCAGUUUGAAGUCAAGAUGUCUGUUUUGAACAUGUAUUUGCAUGCACUGUAGAGCUAUGGACAUUUAUUUUCAACUGUUUUAAGAUAAUGCUGAGUGACCCCAGUGCCAACCUGUAAAGAAUAUGGUUGGUACUCAAUUGUGUCCAAUUCAAAGGCAAAUUCAUAUUUGUUUGGCCAGUGGGAAGUUAAAGAAGCUCUGCUUGACAAAAUAUUUAUUAUAGUGACAACACAAGUUUACAUCUUUUACAUCACGUCCUGGAUGUAGCAUGCAGAUGGGGGUUUUAUGCUCCUCAUUUUAUACAAUGAGAUUUGCAUUACUGAUUGAACCAUACCAACUAACCAUUCAUCGUCUUGUGUGGUUGUGACGUUUGUAAAUAUUAUACAAUCCUAAAAUUAGAUUUGUUCACAUGUAGCACAUCUGUGAAAGCAAAUAAAAUGGAAAAGGCCUGCAGGUCAGUUCUCCAUUUUUUCUUAGUCUGUAGGACACCUGCUUUUCAUUCAUUACAGGUUUUGGUAAUACUCAGUGAUGUAUUAAAUAUUGUAAAUGAACAAACCUUUGGCUAAAUAUGAACAUUUCGUAGUCAGCUCUAUUUCCAAUAGAGGUUCUGUUGUUUCUUGCCCUUAGAUCAGGUGCCAUACUCUGCAAGUUUGUUAGCGUGGUUCUAGUUUCAACACAUUCCAAAAUGAUUCGUUCUAAUAUUUUGUAAGAUUGACUGCAGACUUGCAGUAAGAGCCUAUUUGGUGAAUGAUUAUGAAAUUAUCUAUAUGAUGAACUUCUUUGUCAAAGUAGAAUACAUCUGCUUUUUUGUCCUCAGGGUUAAACAAAAUUAACUCGAGUUUCUCAGUGAAUUCAAUUCACAUUUCCAAAUGUUACCAUGUGAAGUAUACAGUCUCCUCCGAAAGUAUUGUAACAGCAAGGUUAAUUUAAUGUAUCACCAUGAACAUGAACAUCUCACCUUUUGCAUCAGACCACCCAAUCUUUAGGUGAGCAAAAGUACUGGGACAUGUGACUGGCAGGUGUGUUUCUUGUUGUCCAAAUGUGUCCUGUUAGAUUGGUUAAACAAUAAAUCGUUCUGAAUGUCUACUCUUGGUUUAGCCUUGGGUUUUGCCUGUGAAGACCAUAUUUAUUGGUUUAUCUGAGAGAAAAGCAAGCCAUAGAAAAGAGGGGAAAUUGAUCAGAGCCUUUGCACAAGCAUUGAGGAUAGCUUGUACCUGAAAAAUAAUGAAACUGCUGCCGUACUGAGCAACAGAUAUCAAACAGGUUGACCCAGGAAAACAACAGCAGUUGUUUGACAGAAACAUUGUGAGAGCUGUGAAGAAAAACCCUAAAACAUCAGUCAGUGAUAUCAGAAACAAUCUCCACAGAGCAGGGGUGAAGGUAUCUCAAUCAACCUUUCGAAGAAGACUUAGAGAGCAGCAAUACAGAUACUAUACACAACAUGCAGUUAUUGUAAGCAAAAGAUAUGCUACCAAAUAUUAACUGUCAUUUACUUAAAUACUUUCUGAUCCAAUACUUUUUCUCAUGUGGUGGUCUGAUACCAAAGGUGCUAUGCUCAAAGUAGUUUUAACCCAUCUAGGUGUAAAUACCAGGAAAUAAAAGAUGAAAUUCUGAACUUGUCUUGUGUUUAUCUUUUUAUCUGCUGUGUAUUUCAAAAACAAAGGAAUUGGCCUUGCUGUUCUUUUGGAGGGGAUUCUAUGUGCUUAUUUUGUUUUUCCAGCAUUUAGAAAUAUAGUAAUAUUUAUUCAAUUUUGUUGGGCUUGUACAAUGUGUAACUACAGGGUGGCUGUAAACCUCUGUCAGGUGUAAAUAAAGUGUUUUUAUAAUUA